GUUGGCAGCAUGGUCUGUUUUCGUUUCUUUUAUUUUUCUCAAAACCAUUAUCAAUUAAACUUUUUCUCCAAACAUGAAAAGCAAAAGCAUCUGUUUCUGCAUCAGAGGGCGGCACAGCAAGAGAAAGGAAAGCAAAGUGGAAGAUUUGGAGAAACAUGUGAAGCCUAAUUACAAGGUGAAAACAAAGGGGUGUGAUCCAAGAAGUUUUGUUGGUGAUGGUGGUGACAGCAAUGUUCAUGGAGGUAGCAUGGUUGGUAGCAAUGAUACAGGAGUUAGUGUUGCUGUGAUAAGUGCAGCUCAUAUGUCAAUGAGUGGCAAUGAAGAUGGAUGUGGAAAUGGGCAUAUGGGGGAAUCUGGGGCAGAUGCUGGUGGUGACUGAUAUGUCAUACUCAGAUGUUACUGUCAAACAUAAAACUUUCAUGUACUUCCUUAAUAAAUGUUUCUUUUUGGUGUUGUUCUUUAACUGUAAUAGUUAUAAUUUAAUGCUACUUGUUGUAAUGUAAAGUAUU
Molecule: messenger RNA, 509 nt
Organism: Vigna angularis (adzuki bean)
Lineage: Eukaryota; Viridiplantae; Streptophyta; Magnoliopsida; Fabales; Fabaceae
Exons: 1
Coding region: 74-379 (101 amino acids)
Source: RefSeq, a predicted model, not a curated record